AUGAAGAUUUACUUCCAGACGGUCGAUGUCGUGCAUUCAGAAGACUGGAGGAUGAACCCUUCAGGGCGAGGUACUCGCCGUCUGCAAAGUGAAGCUCGUUCAAGGUCGAAAUCAGACUGUGGCGGUUCUUCACCAACGUCAUCAAAUGGCCGUGCAGUAACAGACAGCCAAGCCUGGGACCGCGAGGUGCUUGUCCAGGUAUCUUCACUACAACAGACAAACUUCCACGCGGUGAAGCUACUACCGCGGCACCGCGACCCAUCAGAGUGGCACAUCUCGGUGAGAUCUAGCGGCAAAGACGGUGAGGAUGAGGAGACCAUCAUCGUGGACGACUCGAUGCAGAACAAGUUCAACAUCAGGUGCAACGCGCUGGUCUACGAUCACGAGCACGAGGACUUGAUCUCCAUGUUGAACAUGUCACCGACGACGGUCGCCUCAUCAGCCGGACCAGUCCUCUCAACCCUCGUGCCCCCAGGCUCCCAACAAGGAACCUACAUCGUAACCCUCACCCCAGAAGGCGAAGAACUCCACACCCGAGUCUCCUGUAUCCCCGACAUCCACGCCGUAGAAGAUACACUCUCCCCAUUCUCCCAAGCAACACCACCACUUACACCACACCUCCCCCGCCGCGACGCAACAUCCUGGCCCUCCGACACGAAACCCCUCUGCUCCGAUAGCCCCUGGAUCACCACCGCCGCCUUCAACUCCAACCCCAACGGCGCCCGCAACGCCUUUGCAGCGCAGUGCGCCGCCCUCAACGGCAAACGCCUCGGCUACCGCGAGAAAAUCUAUAGCCACUGGGGCGAUGCGGUGGCGUACAUGUGUUCGCAUGCCGGAAGCGGGGACGUGGGCAACGGGCGGGACGGCGGGAACCCGUGUGUUGUGCAGGAGUGGGUUGAUGCCGUCGAGUGGGCUGCCAGGGCUUGCGGGGGCAGGAAUGGGGAUGGGUAUAUGGAGUGUGCCUACCUCACAAUUCCUGGAUGGAAAAAGGCGUACGGAUACACGCACAUCAAUACUUCCUUCUGUUGA
Molecule: messenger RNA, 1029 nt
Organism: Colletotrichum costaricense
Lineage: Eukaryota; Fungi; Ascomycota; Sordariomycetes; Glomerellales; Glomerellaceae
Exons: 5
Coding region: 1-1029 (342 amino acids)
Source: RefSeq, a predicted model, not a curated record